Messenger RNA from Saitoella complicata NRRL Y-17804, 915 nucleotides. Its product is annotated as alpha/beta-hydrolase. NCBI's taxonomy places the organism in Eukaryota, Fungi, Ascomycota, Saitoellomycetes, Saitoellales, Saitoellaceae. The transcript is spliced from 2 exons. The coding region runs from base 1 to 915 and encodes 304 amino acids. The record is from RefSeq and is a predicted model, not a curated record. Gene Ontology annotation, molecular function: catalytic activity.
AUGUCCGGCCAAUCUUUCGACACCUCGCGCUGGACCUCCCGCAAAGUCCUAAUCGCCGGAAUUCCCUCCACCCCCUCCGAAGUCCUCAUUGCCUACACCUCCUGCCCUCCCCCUCCCUCUGUCACACAAAAGGGUACAAUUAUCCUCAUCCACGGAUUUCCACAAACGUCUUAUCAGUUUCGACAUGUCAUUGGUCCGUUGAGCGAGGCGGGGUAUUUUGUUGUUGCGCCGGAUUAUAGGGGCGCGGGUGAUUCGAGUAAGCCGCGGGAUGGUUACGAGAAGAGCAGGAUGGCCGAGGAUAUCUAUGAGCUCGUUACCAAGAACUUGGGGAUCAAGGAGAAAGUGCAUAUAGUGGGCCACGAUAUCGGUGGAAUGGUAGCACACGCGUACGCUACCCGCUUCGCUGAACAUACCGCCUCUGUCACAGUCGGCGAGUUUCCGUUACCAGGGACGAAGACGUAUGAGGAGGCGAUUAGGAAUGAACCUGCGUUGUGGCAUUUCCAUUUCCAUUGGCAGACUGAUUUACCGGAGUUGCUGACGCAGGGACGGGAGAGGCAGUAUAUCAAGCACUUUUACGACCGUCUCGGGGUUAACUCCCGUGCUAUUAGCCCGACUGAUGUUGAUGUCUACGCGGGGAUGUUCGAGAAAGCUGGUGCGAUGAGGGCUGGGUUCGACGUCUAUCGUGCUUUCCAUAAGGAUGCGGAGGAGAACAAGGCGUGGUUGAAGGAGAAUGGGAAGUGUACCGUUCCGUGUAUGUCAUUGUGUGGAGGUGAGAGUGGGUUGGCGGAAAUUGCGCCGAAGGAGUUUGAGGAGGUUUAUGAGGGGUUUGAGGUGGCGACUGUGGAGGGGAGUGGGCAUUGGUGUGCGGAGGAGAAUCCGCAGGAUUUCGUGAAGAAGCAUUCAUCCAAUACUUGA